AUGAACUUUUUCGCCCUCGUGUUCAUGCUUGUGGCGGUCGUGCAGGCACAUACCGUGCUCUUGCCGCCCCACGGAAAGCAGUGUUUCUUUGAGCACCUCAAGGCUAACGAUGAGUUGUCCAUCAGCUACCAGGUUGGUUCCAGAGACCCCAACAACGCUGAGCAGUACACCAUUGAUUUCUACAUUAUUGCUCCUAACGACAAGAUGAGAGUUUCUAGAGGCAGCGUUGACCACGGUGACGAGACCGUCAAGGCCGAAAUGACCGGCAGAUACAAGUACUGUUUCCUGAACGAGAAGUCGUCUCGUGUCGACUUGGAUGUUUCUUUCAACGUGCACGGUGUGGUGUACAUCGACGUGAACGACCCCCAGUCGGACACUUUGGACUACGCGAUCCAGAAGUUGGGUGAAUUGACCAGCGACGUCAAGGCUGAGCAGAACUACUUGGUGAUCAGAGAGAGAACCCAUAGAAACACCGCAGAGUCGACUAACUCGCGAGUCAAGUGGUGGUCGAUGUUCCAGAUUGUAGUUGUGGCCGCCAACUCGUUGUUCCAGAUCUACUACUUGAAGAGGUUCUUUGAGGUGAGGUCGGUCGUCUAG
Molecule: messenger RNA, 597 nt
Organism: Candidozyma duobushaemuli
Lineage: Eukaryota; Fungi; Ascomycota; Pichiomycetes; Serinales; Metschnikowiaceae
Gene: EMP24
Product: Emp24p
Exons: 1
Coding region: 1-597 (198 amino acids)
Biological process (GO): Golgi organization; intracellular protein transport; protein retention in ER lumen
Cellular component (GO): endoplasmic reticulum; COPII-coated ER to Golgi transport vesicle; endoplasmic reticulum-Golgi intermediate compartment
Source: RefSeq, a predicted model, not a curated record